UCUACAUUUUGCACAAAAUCAGGGUUGGAGCAGGGGGCUUCUUGGAAAGGAAGAAAAGGAGAAGACGUACCCUCAACAUGUGGCUGUACGUGGCAGCCCUCGUGGGCCUGUACUACCUUGUGCGCUGGUACCGGGAGAGGCAGGUGGUGAGCCACUUCCGGGACAAGUACAUCUUCAUCGCGGGCUGGGACUCAGGCUUUGGGAACCUGGUGGCCAGACAGCUGGACAGGCACGGCUUGAGGGUGCUGGCUGUGUGUCUGAUGGAGAAGGGGGCCGAGCAGCUGAGGACCCAGAUGUCAGACAGGCUGGAGACGGUGAUUCUGGAUGUCACCAAGACGGAGAGCAUCACUGCAGCCACCCAGUGGGUGAAGGAACGUGUGGGAGACAGAAGACUUUGGGGCCUGGUCAACAAUGCAGGCAUUAUUGCCCCAGUUACAUACUGUGAGUGGCAGAAAACGGAAGACUCUGUGAAUACCCUCAAAGUGAACCUCAUUGGGUUGAUCCAGAUGACCGUGAGCAUGCUUCCCUUGGUGAGGAGGGCUUGGGGGAGGAUUGUCAAUGUCUCCACCAUUCUGGGAAAAAUUGCCUCCACUGCUGGAAUCUAUUGUUGCUCCAAGUAUGGGGUAGAAGCCUUUUCGGAUAUUCUGAGGUAUGAGCUUCGACAUUUUGGCGUGAAAAUCAGCAUAAUUGAACCUGGUUACUUCAAAACGGGAAUGACAGACAUGGAGAAGUCCUUAGGGAAAGUGAAGCAAGCCUGGGAAGAAGACUGUGUGCAUAUUAAGGAGUCCUAUGGACAGCAGUUUUUUGAUGCCUGAACAAAGGGCCUGCUGUCCGGAGCCA
Molecule: messenger RNA, 840 nt
Organism: Propithecus coquereli (Coquerel's sifaka)
Lineage: Eukaryota; Metazoa; Chordata; Mammalia; Primates; Indriidae
Product: 17-beta-hydroxysteroid dehydrogenase type 6-like
Exons: 5
Coding region: 78-815 (245 amino acids)
Molecular function (GO): oxidoreductase activity
Source: RefSeq, a predicted model, not a curated record